Owenia fusiformis is the source of this 1292-nucleotide messenger RNA. The record is from the annotation of a GenBank genome assembly. Lineage: Eukaryota; Metazoa; Annelida; Polychaeta; Sabellida; Oweniidae.
AUGGCAGAUAAAGAUACUACAGGAGAGCAUAGUUACUCAAAGCGAUCAACAGAUGAUCAAAGAAAGACAAAAGAGUCACCCCCAAGAAUUGAUACCACUCCUAAAACUACAGCAAAUAUAAUACCUCAAGCUACUCCAACCUUUCAAAUACAACCACAAUGGGGACAGGUUUAUCAGCCAAUGCAAAAUUGGCAAAUGCCAAAUUGGUAUUCUCCUUAUCAAAACUGGACAAUGGGCCCACCUCAAAUGACUAAUUUCACUCCAACCAUGUUUCCCAAUUUGAGCUUCAAUAAUCCGAUAUCAUCAACUUCACCUUCAGCGUCUCAAGGAGCUCCACCAAUAAAUACCACACAAACAGCUACCAAAAGCACAAGUACAACAAGCACUAAUAUGACAAAUCAACAACAUUUGAAUCCAUCAAAUAACAGGCCUAAUAUAUCCAAUGUUCCACAAGCAAUUCCUAAUAUAGGACAGAUUGGAGGUCAAAAUGUUCCACCAAAUAUCAUCCCACCACCACAAAACCCAGGUAUGUUCUGCCUAAAUGCAGUUCCAAAUGCCGACAUGAUAGGUAGCAUUAUUAACUCUUCACUUCGAGAUAAAAUAUGGUCCAAUGAAUUCGUAGAAUUGCAUAAGCUAAUCCAAGAUGAUCUUGAAAAUGAAAAUGAAGGUUUUGAGGUAACUAUAAAACAAGGAAAUCAAAUCAUCAUUCCUACCAAAAAGGGGAAAAAGUUUCUGUCAUAUCCUGAUUGGUCCAAGGCGAUGUAUACAUAUAUAAGCAUAUACAUCUUGAAAUAUCCUCAAACUGCUCCAGCAUUGAUGUCUUAUAUGGCAAACAUUCUAGAAAUGAAGAAUAGAGGUAUGAAUUGGGGGCAAUAUGACAGAUCAUUCAGACAAGCUAGAGCUAAUACCCUUGCACCUUUGGAUGUGAUUGAUGGGGCAAAAUGGUUGAAAGCAACACCUUAUUACAAAGUUAAUGUGGAUAAAUCAGACCAAGAUAAUUUAAAACGUUCAGAUCGUUCUGAUAACACAAUAGAACCAUUCAUACCCAAUGGGUUUUGUUGGAAGUUCCAUAAGGGGAAAAAAUGUGAAAAGGGAGAUUCAUGUGUGGGUCAUCAUUAUUGUCCAGCUUGUGGGGAAGGUGAGGUCCAUAGAGCAAUAAAUUGCAAUGAAGCCAAGGCUAAUCCUUUUCGAGGAAAAGGAAAAGGAAAAUUCCAAUACAGUCGAAAGCGAAAAAACUAACAUUUCAAAACUUCCAACUCCUGUCAAAUUGCAAACAUUAUUAGAAUGGUUAU